AUGGCCCAUACGUCGGCCUCAACGACUUCGUCGCACAACUCCUCAUCCUCACACCUUCACUUCUCCUCUUCGCUGUAUAACCGCGACUACGACGACGAUUACUCGGGCGGGAAAUCAACCCCGAUAAGGACACCCUCCAGAUCUUCCAGCAGCAACAUCGAUGACGACAAGGGCGGCAACGAGCUAGAUGACGACGUCCACUUUCCCUUUGCAAUCCGCGAACCCCCAGAAGCGCACCGAGAAGGGGACACGAAGCUUUUCGGUCUUGGCAAUUUUCCUCGACACCAUACGGACACAUUCAGAAGAGGCGAGAACGACGACGGUCACGAUUACUCCCAAGACGACGACGCUUCCGUAUUAGAGCAAGAUCCCGCAGGGAUGUCUAGCUGGGCGGGACAACCCUCCAUUAGGGGGAGCUCGGAGGCCAUGAGAAUGGUGCUCUUGACCUUCAACACUCUUGGUAUCACCUUCACAUGGGGAAUUGAGAUGACUUAUUGUACACCAUACCUAUUGAAUCUUGGCCUCACAAAGAGCAACACCUCGCUGGUGUGGAUCGCAGGGCCAUUAUCGGGGCUCGUAGUCCAGCCCAUCGUGGGAGCUAUCGCGGACGAAUCCAAGUCCAAAUGGGGCAGGCGGCGACCAUUCAUCGUGAUAGGUUCAAUCAUCGUCGCGGUCAGCCUGCUGACCUUGGGAUUCACAAAAGAGAUUGUCGAGAUGUUCGUGUCGGACAAGGAGACUGCGCGGAUCUUUACCAUUAUCCUCGCAGUGGUGGCCAUCUACUUUGUGGAUUUCGCCAUCAAUGCAGCAACAGACCGGCGCCGCGUGGUAAUGUCCGCGAUUGGACACAUGCUGGGCUAUGGAGCCGGUGCCAUCGAUCUGGUCGGCAUAUUUGGAAAGACAAUGGGCGAUUCGCAAUUCAAGCAGCUCACGCUCAUCGCUACGUUCUUGAUGCUCUUCUCUUCCGGAGUGACCUGCUGGGCUGUCACUGAGCGGGUUUUGGUGUCAACAAGGCACGACCCCCGCAAAGCAACCGGGCGGUUCAAGGUCUUCCGCCAAAUUUGGUCGACGCUGCUCCAUCUUCCCCCUCGGAUCCAGGCCAUCUGCUGGGCCCAGUUCUGGUCCUGGAUCGGCUGGUUCCCGUUCUUGUUCUACAGCACCACCUGGGUUGGCGAGACGUACUUCCGAUACGACGCUCCAGCAGAGGGUAAAGAUUCCAAAGAUGCCCUUGGCGACAUUGGCCGCAUCGGUAGUUUGGCGCUGGUCAUCUACUCGACCAUCACUUUCAUAGGCGCCUGGCUGCUGCCCAUGGUCGUCAAAUCGCCAGAUGAUGACAACUUUACGGCUCGACCGCCCCAAGCCAUUGCGCCGUUCCUUGAACGAUUCAACAAGAACAAGCCCGAUCUCAUGACCGCCUGGAUAUGCGGCCACCUCAUGUUCGCCGCGGCCAUGUUCCUGGCACCCUUUGCGCAGAGCUUCCGCUUCGCAACCUUCCUCGUAGCCUUCUGCGGCUUGUCCUGGACGAUCGCCAUGUGGGCGCCGACGACAUUCCUCGGCGUAGAGGUCAACAAGCUCAGUGGUGCCCGCGAAGGAGGGAGCGGGUCAGCAGCCUACCGCCGCCUCUCAAACGACUCCAACAUUGAGCUGCCCACGCUCGGCCAGGACCAGCCGCUCCAUCUGGAACACGGGCCGGACGAGGGUGGCCAGCAGACGACGUCGUCUACGGGCGAGCUGUCGGGCAUCUACUUUGGCAUACUCAACAUCUACACGACCCUGCCGCAGUUUAUCGGAACCUUUAUAAGCACCAUUGUCUUCACCAUUCUAGAGCCGGGCAAAAGCCCCGAACUGUCGGACGCACCCGAACACGAGCAGCACAACACCGACGGUCCCAACGCCAUUGCGGUAUGCCUCUUCAUCGGUGCCAUUUGUGCAGUAGUGGCCGCGUUUGCCACGCGAAAGCUCAAGUAUCUCUGA
Colletotrichum lupini is the source of this 1971-nucleotide messenger RNA. Its product is annotated as sucrose transporter. The record is from RefSeq and is a predicted model, not a curated record. The transcript is spliced from 5 exons. Gene Ontology annotation, molecular function: sucrose:proton symporter activity. Gene Ontology annotation, cellular component: membrane. The coding region runs from base 1 to 1971 and encodes 656 amino acids. NCBI's taxonomy places the organism in Eukaryota, Fungi, Ascomycota, Sordariomycetes, Glomerellales, Glomerellaceae.